Messenger RNA from Mercenaria mercenaria, 4126 nucleotides. RefSeq lists its product as uncharacterized. NCBI's taxonomy places the organism in Eukaryota, Metazoa, Mollusca, Bivalvia, Venerida, Veneridae. The record is from RefSeq and is a predicted model, not a curated record. The transcript is spliced from 7 exons. Gene Ontology annotation, molecular function: DNA binding. Bases 685 to 1710 code for a protein of 341 amino acids.
GCUUAAUCUAAUGGCCUAUUCCAGAAAGCAUGCAUCCCCUGCCCUGUGGAAAUGGAAGCCGUUUUGGGACUUAAGGGGGUGGGGUGGUAAUUUACAGUCAGUCAACGGGAACAUGGUUUGUCUAUAGAGGAGAAGUGGGAAGUAUUUUGAUUCUUUUUAUUUGUAUAGUGUGCAAGCAAGGAGGGGUAUUUAACAGAUUUUCAGGACGGGGGAGGUUCUUUGGACGGACCCAUGCAGUUGGAUGGGGGGUGGUAAUUUUGAGUAACUUAAUUAGAUGUAUUGUCUUUAGCAAAUCAUCACGGAAACCAUGAACGCCUCGCUCGGUAUUCGAACCUACUUUGAGGUCUUGUGUAUUCUAUCUAUUAAGCAUAGCCGGGGAUGCGCAUGUAGCGUUCUGUAUGAAAAUCAAUAUAUAUAUAUAGUCUUGUGCAGUGCAAUUCCUUUCGAUGUUAGGAAUUCUACUGCUGGCAGUCCGAACCAUAAUUCAGUCUCACCAGUUAUUACAGUCCACGGGUAAAUGUCUAUGAUACAGUAAUUCCGUGAUAGGAUAUAUUUUGAUUGAGUCUGUUAAUUAUUGAGCACCUUGCUAUCAUUUUUGCAGAUAACAAGAAGGAGUUGGAAAGUGGUCUGCACGCUAGGUCAAGAUCUUCCUCCAACAGAAAAAGUACAGAUUCAUCAACCAUAAUGCCUGCUGAAUCUGGAUCAACAAGAAAGAAACAAUGUGAUUUACCCAAGCCAAAAACUUCAAAAGGAACUGCAGCAAAAUCUGUACAACUCGGAAAGCGCAAGUAUGGAGCUAGUCCCUCAUCAGGGUGUGAAGAAACACUUACUGCAACCAUUAUUGAUGCCACCAUCCAGGAUUUUUUUAAAAAUACACCGACAGAUACAAGCACACCAACAAAGACUCCUGAGCCAGCUUGUAUGCUACCAAAGACUCCUGAGCCAGCUUGUGUGCCACCAAAGACUCCUGAGCCAGCUUGUGUGCCACCAAAGACUCCUGAGCCAGCUGAGACACCUGGACACUAUAAGAGGUACCAGACACCAAAGUAUGUUGAAACCAGCAGCAGUGAUGAUGACACAGAUGAUGAUGUUGUUUUAACACCUCUUGUUAAUGUGCCAGCUGUUAAGGUACCGCGACAACUGCAUAAAGAUGCAUCACCAUGCAGACGGGAGGAGUGCAUAAAUGUGAAAAGAGAAUUAGCACAGCUCAGAGAACAAGUAGGAUCACUGGAGGCAAAGAACAGAAAGCUCAUGAGAAUUAAUAAGGACUUGGAAUCAAAAUGUGAAACAUUUAAUGACUCGGAAUUACACCAGCAAUCAUCUUGUGAAAUCCUUGACGCUAUCAAUCAGUUAAGACCUGGGGUAGUAACCGAUCGAAAUGCUGCUAGAGAACACAAGAUGGUAGAGCUGGUACGAGGUUCAUACGUAUUUCUUUAUGAAAACCAACUGAAGCUGGCAAAUGAGUCAUCAAAAUCUAUGUCAGCACUGGCACGACAUCUAGUGGAUAUUUUCUUUAGUUUGGAUAUCCAGAAGACGUCAAACCUAUCCGGUUCUAAUGGGUUGAAGGCCUUGGACAAAACGAUUGUUGAUGCCAUCGUAGCUUACAGUGUAUCAUGUGAGCAGUUCAAGAGGCAGUCUCCAGCAGAGAUAAGGCAAUCUUUACGAAAUAAACUUGGUUGUCUAAGGGCUCCUUCCAGAACAAAAGACUGAAAAUUAUAUUUGCUCUGUUCACCUUAUUGUUAUACUGUAUAGCAGGUUAAUUCUGCAGGCAAAAAAAUCAGCAGUUUUGUCCUAAAAUGGGCCUUUUUUAUUUCUGCGUUUUUUUUUAUUUCUACAACCUUCGAGAAAAGCAGAAAAUAAUGUUUGCGGUUUGCAUUUAACGGAAGUAAAUUCUGUGCGUGGGAAAUAGCUACCGUAUUUACUAUGUCAAAAUUAACGACUCAAAUUGAUGCACAUUGUUCUCGUCAGUUAUGUCUUUGUGUCAUUAUCUAGGUUCGAAGAAAGGACAGUAAAGUUGGCACAGCUGAUUCAUGUUUAAAUCUGAUUUCUUUUCAUUACCGUGCAUGAUCAAAAAUCAAAUUUAAAAAUAGAUACUGUAUGUCUAAUACCAGUAAUUCAAUUUAAAAGACAUCUCAGAAAAUAGAAAAAUUUACAAUAUAUUUACAAAUAUAUACAAAUGCAAAAUCUAGUACAUAGUUUCACAGUCCAUUCAGUUACAACACACAUUAAUUAGUUUGUUUGACUUUUCAUAAACCCAGAGUGUUUUGUAAUAUACACUUGUAAAGAUUACACGCCCGAAAGGCUAACCAUUCAUUCGUGGGCAAUAUAUUGAUACAAUAACAAAAGCAGUCAACCACAGAUAAAGAUAACGGGUCAUUAUAUUAGUUGAAAUAUCAAAAGUUUAUUUUCGCUUAAAAAAUUCUGCUGAUAGUUUAAAUGUGCGGAAUUUAUUUCUGAGGGACAGCCUCGACCCUCAGAAAUAAAACCCGCAGAAUUAAUCCGCUAUACGGUAGUUUGUUGCAGUAUUCAUUGACAGUGGCUUUUUCUUCCACAUUUAUGUACAGUUUGGUGUUCAUUUUAAUGCAUUUGUGAAAUCAUACUGGCCUCAUGAUGUUGGGCACAGCUGCUUGGCCAAUUUGAUUUUCUAAAUGCAUCAAAAUAUACACUAACCUAGUUGUUAAUUAAUUGUUGAAAUUAUAGUUUUGUUUAUCAGAAUUAUUGAAAUGUUAUCUCAUGUGGCAAUUAGUAUUCUUAUAUGAUAUCAGUAUUUGUAGGUUAUUAAGGUUAGUGUUAUGGUGAUGCAUUAAUGAAAUUAACUUGGCCUAGUGGCAGCCCAGCAAAACAGUUAAUUAUUUUUUUUUUCUGCACCUGUCAGUUUUUAUAUUAAUGAGUUGAUGAAACAUUUACUCAUUUUCAGUUAUCAAUAAUUAGUCUUUUUCAACAUUUAUGUAGAUCUUUGAGUUAAUUUUUAGCUCAACUAUUCGAAGAAUGGGGAGCUAUCCUACUCGCCCCAGUGUCGGUGUGACUGUGAGCGUUGGCACGAGCGUCACACAAAUGUUAAAAGUUGCGUACCACCCCAAAUAUUUUCAAAAUCCAUUGAGAUAUUGCUUUCAUAUUUUGCAUACUUGUUUACCAUCAUGACCCCAGUCUGUAAAAAAGGAGGAGGCAACUCUUAUCAAGCAUUUUGAUUGAAUUAUGGUCCCUUUUAGACAUAGAAUAUGCUUAUUAUAAUGUUACAGUUUUACUCGUUGCUUAUAUUAUACUAUCAAGCACUGAGAAUAGUCGAGCACGCUGUCCACUGACAGCUCUUGUUUGUUACAUGUAAUAUUUGUUUUAUGUACAUAGACAAAAAAGAAGCAAAUACAAUUUAAGGAGUCUUUCUUUAGUUUAAGUCCCAUUCCUCUUAAUUUACAUUACUAUUAUCUGUGCAUGUAUCUGUAUAAAAACAGUGUACCAGUCAUCUGGUUUUUGUUCAUUUUUGUUUGAUUUUUUAACUUGGAGUUUGUACAUCUAGUCCCAGUUGUUGAUUUUUAUUUACAUUUUUUAAUCAGUGCCUUUCAUUACUAGUCAUUUUAUUAACUUUUAUUAUUUUCAGUAUUAAUUUACAUUUAAUUGUUGUAACAUUAAGUUUAAAUAACAGAUCUCUUGAAAUCUCGCCUCAUUUUUAACAGUUUACAGGAUCUCAUUUUUAGUAAGUGCCAUUUGAAACUACGGGUAAUAAUUAUUGUUGCUGUUGUUGUUGUUGUUGUUAAUUCACUUAAAAAUUGAAUAUGAUCCUCUAUUUUGACAAAUAUAGAGUAUUUAAAAUGUUCUAAAAUGUCAUUUCAUUGACUAACAGUUUUUUUUUUGUUUUAAUUCCCUGUUCUUUCAGUACAGAAACAUUGUCAGGGCAAUUGUUGUAUGAAGCAUCAGUCAAAAUGCACAUAAUUUUUGACCACUGUUGUAGAAAGGAUGUCAUCCUGAAAAUGGUUUGAAACUGAGUUUAUCCUUGAAUGUAUAUGGUGAAUAGCAACAACUUCCUUAAGCUUAGAUAUUUGAGUAUUAUCACAAUUUUAUUUUUGUAGCAAUUAAAUAAACAUUUUAUGUACUUUUUGAUGUAUUAUAUCAUUAAAGUUGAGAAUUUGAA